Pyrus x bretschneideri (Chinese white pear) is the source of this 1254-nucleotide messenger RNA. Its product is annotated as disease resistance protein RUN1. Gene Ontology annotation, molecular function: ADP binding. The record is from RefSeq and is a predicted model, not a curated record. Gene Ontology annotation, biological process: defense response. NCBI's taxonomy places the organism in Eukaryota, Viridiplantae, Streptophyta, Magnoliopsida, Rosales, Rosaceae. The transcript has a single exon.
AAGGAAGGUUUGUCAGGAAAAUUGUUGGUGAGAUCACUAGGAAACUGAAGAACACAUACUUAGCCAUAGCCCCAAACCCAGUUGGAAUAGAUUCUCGCGUGCAAGAAAUUGGUAACUAUUUGGAUGUUGAAGGAUCAUAUGAUAUUCGCAUAAUUGGAAUUUGGGGUAUGGGCGGACUGGGUAAAACGACGGUUGCCAAAUCCAUUUUCAACCAAUAUCAGGGUAUGUUUCAAUGUGCUAGUUUUCUUGCUAAUGUGAGAAAAGAUAAGAAACUGGUUGAUUCGCAAAACACACUUCUUUAUGAUGUAUUGAGAUCAGGAAACAUAAAGGUUAGUAGAGCUGAUGAAGGGACUGAGGAUAUAAAAAGAAGACUUGGCAACCUAAAGGGUCUUGUCAUAAUUGAUGAUGUAGACAGCGUGGACCAGUUAGAUGCAUUAGCUAUAGAACGUGACUCGUUUGGUCAAGGAAGUAGAAUUGUCAUAACAACAAGAAAUGAACAUUUGCUAGAGGCACUAAAACUGGAUAAGAUAUGUCAUCUACCAGCAAUGAAUAAAGAAGAAUCUCUUUAGCUCCUUAGUUGGCAUGCCUUUAGUAAGAAUUAUCCUAAUGAAGAAUAUGUUCAAGUCUCAAAGGAAGUUGUUGAAUACUGUGGGGGUUUGCCACUCGCACAUCAAGUUUUAGGUACUUAUCUACGUGCAAAAAGCAUAAGUGAAUGGAAAAGUGCAUUGGGUAAAUGGAAAAGAUCGCAGCCUUGUUCAGCAAUUCAAUAAAGGUUUAAGAUAAGUAAUGAUGGGCUAAUUGAUGGCGAUGUGAAAUCUAUGUUCCUUGGUAUAUCCUGUUUCUUUAUUGGAAUGAACAAGGACUAUGUCAUGAAAAUACUGGAUCAACAUGACUGUAAUACAACAAUAGGAAUUAGGGAACUGCAUGACCAAUGCCUUGUAACUGUUGAUACAGAAGGCAAUCUGAUGAUGCAUGGUUUGAUUCGUGACACUGGCAAAGGAAAUUGUACGUGAAAAAUCCCCAGACAUCCUUGGAAAGCGUUGUAGAUUGUGGGAUCACGAAGAUGUAAAACACGUAUUAAGGACCAAAACUGUAAGUACAUUCGCAAUCAAAUUGCAUAUUAAAUGCAUGUUCAUAGUAAAGGAGAAUUUAUAUGCAUAUCCCACAUCUAAGAAAUUGCAUGCUUUGAAUGUGUCAAGAGUACAACAUACAUUAUACAAUGCAUUAAUUAGGUAUAGGUUCAAUGAACAGAGA